Closterium sp. NIES-65 is the source of this 2247-nucleotide messenger RNA. NCBI's taxonomy places the organism in Eukaryota, Viridiplantae, Streptophyta, Zygnematophyceae, Desmidiales, Closteriaceae. The record is from the annotation of a GenBank genome assembly.
AUGGGGGACAAAUGGCUUAACCAGUCUGUAAGAGGCCGCAAUCGCAGCAGCACCCCCAAACACCUCUCCAAGCAGCCGCGCCGCUCCUUUCCCCGGGAUUCUGGGCCCACGUGGGACCACCACACGCAGGAGCGCCGCCGCCUAGUGCGGCCGCCAUGGCGACCGGCGGCGAUGGAGGGAGCCUACGACGAGGAGGAGGAGGACGAGGAGGAUUCGUCGGAGGAGGAGGACGACGAGGAGGACGAGGGGUGCUGGGCGCACUGCUGCGGGGAGUGCGUGCGGUGGCAGCGCGUGUGCGCGGCGCUGCUGGCGUUUACGAUCAUCUCCGCGCUGCUAUACUCUCUCUUCUCCGCCGCUGAGAUUCUCCCCUCGUCGUUGAGUCUCGCAAUGUCGGCUCCGGAGCAGAAGCCGUCCAGUCAGCCAGUCAUCAGCGCGGAGCCAUCAGCAGUGGCUUCAGAAUUGCGGCAACAAGAGCCGCAAGAGUCGCCGCAGUUGGCAGCGCGGGUUCCGCAGCAGCAGCAGGUGCAGGCGCAACUGUCGUCGCAAGAGUUAGCGCAGGCGGAAGUAGCGGCCGCGGUUUCGGCGCAACAGCCAGCGCAACAAUCGGCGCAGCCGCCCCCCCAGGCGGAGAUUGUUUCCCUUCUGGACACGCGCGCUGCGCGCACCUCCGCGCGUCUAGGCGGACACGCGCUGGGGGGAUGCGGAAAGACAUUCCCGCUAGCCGCCGAGGGCGCGCCGGGCGGAGGGCAGCACCGCAAGGUGAAACUCGACGACUGCAACCCCGCCCCCGCCGCCGCUUCCGCUUCCGCCUCCGCCUCCGCCUCCGCCUCCGCCGUUUCCGCUGCGCAGAGCGCGGUCUCAGAUACGCCCGUUGACGUGGCGUUUGAUGACUCGAUAGCAGAGCACUCGGGGUGGCCGUAUCUGCUGGUGUGGGGAGCGCACGUGGGAUACACGCAGCAGCAGCAGGAGCUUCCCAAUCCGCCUCAAAUCACCCCCUCCUCCCGCUCUUCCCCUUCUUCCCCCUUAACCCCUCCCCCACCCCGUUCUCCAGCGGAGCACUCGGGGUGGCCUUACCUGCUGGUGCGGGGAGCGCACGUGGGAUACACGCGGCAGCAGGAGGCGCUGCUGCGGGCGCUGUGGGUAGCGAGGGCGACAGGGUCGGUGCUGGUGCUGCCGGCGUUUUUCAAGAGCUUUGACACGCACCCCUCGCAGGAGACAAGCCUUGAGCAGUUCUUCAACGCUCAGUACCUCAUCACACAUAUGUACUGCUCUUCAGAGGUGUGGGCAGUGCAGUCUCUCCCUGCCAGCGUGCAGGAGGUGCUACCAGUGGGCGCCAGCGCACGCAACGUGGACGCCAUUCUAGCAGCGCCGGCCUCCAAGGCUCUCAGCAUCCCCCGGGAGAUAGUGGCCGGCAGUGCUGACAUGAACAACCCCGCGCUGCUGCGCUGGCUCGAGACCGUGCGACAGGAGACCACCAAGGGCAAGGUGCGCUUACUGGUGUACGACUCGGACCUGCCACUGCCCUUGGCAUCGCCGGACCAGCAGCGCUUCAAGAAGAACGGGCUGGCAGCGCUGCGCGCCUCAGCAGACGUGAGCGCCAUCAUCACCCAGCUGCUGCACCGCUUGCGCAAGGCCUUCCAGGACCACAUUGGGGGCGACCUCUCCCAGUUCCAGUUUGCGGCUCUGCAUAUUGGAGACGAUUCUGCUGGUGCUGCCACUGCUGCUGAUGGGCUUGGGGAUGGCGGCGGCGGUUUGGCCGGUGCAGCUGGUGGGAAGAAUGGUAGCAGUUCGGAGGCUGGUGGGGAUUAUUUUGAGAGCAGGAGUGGUGGGGUUGCUGCUGCUGGUGCUGACGGGGACAGCGGGAGCGUUCUAGCGGCGAUUCGAGAGGCGCUUUUAGCCAAUGUGGAUCCUUCGCAGAUGCUGCUCUAUGUAACGGUGGGUCGAUCUAUGGAGCACAAAACGGUGCUGCAGGAGCUUCAUGGAGCGUACCACGUGGUUACAAAAGACACGCUCAUUCCCAACAUCAGCCACAGAUUCCCCUCACAUGAAAUGCAAGCGGCUUUUGAACAAGGGGUUGCCAAAGAGGCGUCGCUCUUCCUCGCUCCGUCCACAUCAGCGUUUUCGGGGUUUGUCUUCCAAUCGCGGUGCUUCACAAGACCAACAUUGGGGCAGAAGCCGCAAAGAGACACUGUGUUUUACGACCAGAGCACGAGCGUUGCCGCAUGCCAUGUGCGGCCCACGGGUUGA